CCCGCCCCUCUGGGCGCUUCUUCCGGGUGGGGCCCCGGGCCGAGGCCAUGGCGCCCUGGGCGCUCCUCAGCCCUGGGGUCCUGGUGCGGACCGGGCACACCGUGCUGACCUGGGGGAUCACGCUGGUGCUGUUCCUGCAUGAUACCGCACUGCGGCAGUGGGAAGAGCAGGGGGAGCUGCUCCUGCCCCUCACCUUCCUGCUCCUGGUGCUGGGCUCCCUGCUGCUUUACCUGGCUGUGUCACUCAUGGACCCAGGAUACGUGAAUGUCCUUCCCCAGCCCCAGGAGGAGGCCAAGGAAGAACAGACAGCCAUGGUUCCUCAGGCCAUCCCCCUUCGGCGCUGCAGAUUCUGCAUGGUGCUGCAACCCCUGCGGGCCCGGCACUGCCGUGAGUGCCGGCGCUGUGUCCGCCGCUACGACCACCACUGCCCCUGGAUGGAGAACUGCGUGGGGGAGCGCAACCACCCGCUCUUUGUGGCCUACCUGGCGCUGCAGCUGGUGGUGCUUCUGUGGGGCCUGUACCUGGCAUGGUCUGGCCUCCGCUUCUUCCAGCCCUGGGGGCUCUGGCUGCGGUCCAGCGGGCUCCUGUUGGCCACCUUCCUGCUGCUGUCCCUCUUCUCCCUGGUGGCCGGCCUGCUCUUGGCCUCACACCUCUACCUGGUGGCCAGUAACACCACCACCUGGGAGUUCAUCUCUUCCCACCGCAUCGCCUACCUCCGCCAGCGCCCCGGCAACCCCUUCGACCGCGGCCUGACCCGCAACCUGGCCCACUUCUUCUGUGGAUGGCCCUCGGGGUCCUGGGAGACCCUGUGGGCCGAGGAGGAGGAGGAAGAGCGGGAUGGCAGCAGCCAGGCUGUUUAGGGUCACUGGAGGCCAGGCCACCAUCUCGUGCCUGAAGACCAGAGGGGCUGCACCAGGUGGGGUCGGCCCCCUACUCCUGCCCACUCCUCCCGGGCCUCGGGGCGGAGCUGAAGGACAGAACCCUGCCUGGGUGGGCGGCCCUGCCCUCUCGAGGCAGGAGGGGAGGAAGAGGACCUGUCGGGGGUCGGGGGCUGAGGCACAAAAGGACCCGGGCUUCGGAGAGGCCCACCCCCCCACUUCAAGCCAGGCUGCCUCCAGUGCACAGUUUUAUAUAUUUAAUAAUCCAUAAAGUAAGUCAAGUAUUAAAAAAAAAAAGCCAGA
This is a messenger RNA of Sus scrofa (pig), 1181 nucleotides long. RefSeq names its product zDHHC palmitoyltransferase 12 (gene ZDHHC12). Gene Ontology annotation, biological process: protein targeting to membrane; peptidyl-L-cysteine S-palmitoylation. NCBI's taxonomy places the organism in Eukaryota, Metazoa, Chordata, Mammalia, Artiodactyla, Suidae. The record is from RefSeq and is a predicted model, not a curated record. Gene Ontology annotation, molecular function: protein-cysteine S-palmitoyltransferase activity. Gene Ontology annotation, cellular component: endoplasmic reticulum; Golgi apparatus.